CUCAAUUUGGCUUGCUUGACCGCCGGGUUUCCGUUGCGACGAAGGCGUGGGGUGGCGGGUGCGUGCGCUACCCAUCAUCAAUUCCACUCUCUCUCCCUCUCUCUCUCUCUCUCUCACGCUCUCUUGCCUCCUGCUCUGUCUCCCCAUCUCUGCUCGGGAUUAAUCGAUACCUUUUCAUGAUUUUUUUUAGCAUAAACCUGUUUAAUUCAUUAAUAGGUUGUUUGUGAGAAGCUUUUAUUACGGUAGUUGAUUCGGAUUCUGAGGAUGAGUAGUCGUUGCGCGGACUCUUCUCAGGGAGAUGGCAGCAUCCCUCCUGCUCCUCCUGCGCCUCCUGAUCAAUCGCGUUCUCGUGCUGGAAAUGUGGUUUUCAAGAGUGGGCCACUUUUUUUAUCUUCAAAAGGAAUUGGAUGGACGUCCUGGAAGAAAAGAUGGUUUAUUUUGACACGUACCUCAUUGGUGUUUUUCAGAAGUGAUCCUAAUGCAAUUCCUCAGAAGGGGAGCGAGGUGAAUUUGACACUUGGUGGUAUUGAUCUCAACAAUUCAGGCAGCGUGGUGGUCAAAGAGGAUAAAAAACUCUUGACAGUGCUUUUUCCUGAUGGUCGUGAUGGGCGAGCUUUUACACUCAAGGCUGAAACCUUGGAGGAUCUUCAUGAGUGGAAGACUGCACUUGAGAAUGCUUUGGCACAGGCACCAAGUGCUGCUCUUGUGGUAGGGCAAAAUGGGAUAUUCAGGAAUGAUCAAGCUGAUGUGAUUGAUGGUUCUUUGGAACAACAUUUGAAGGAUAAACUACCUGUGAAAUCUUUGGUUAUUGGUCGGCCAAUUCUUCUUGCAUUGGAAGAUAUUGAUGGAACUCCUUCUUUCUUGGAGAAAGCUCUUAGGUUUAUAGAAGAGCAUGGAGUCAAGGUAGAAGGAAUUUUGCGACAAGCUGCAGAUGUUGAUGAUGUUGAACAUCGAGUCCGGGAAUAUGAGCAAGGAAAAACUGAGUUUUCUGCAGAGGAGGAUCCUCACAUUGUUGCUGAUUGUGUUAAGUAUGUCCUCCGGGAGUUACCAUCAUCUCCAGUUCCUGCAUCUUGUUGCAAUGCACUUUUAGAAGCUUGUCGAGCUGAUCGCAGCAUCCGAGUUACAGCCAUGCGUGCGGCGAUAUGUGAAACAUUCCCAGAGCCAAAUCGCCGCUUAUUACAAAGAAUUCUUACAAUGAUGCAAACUGUGGCUUCACACAAAGCUGUGAAUCGAAUGAGUUCUUCUGCUGUAGCGGCCUGCAUGGCACCCUUACUUCUUCGGCCCCUUCUGGCUGGUGACUGUGAACUUGAAAAUGAUUUUGAUGUCGGUGGCGAUGGUUCUGUUCAACUUCUGCAAGCGGCUGCUGCAGCUAACCAUGCCCAAGCCAUUGUUAUAACAUUAUUGGAGGAAUAUAAUAACAUUUUUGGGGAAGCUUCAGUGUCUGCAGACUUGUACUCUGACUCAGAAGAGAGUGGAAGCGAGAGUGAGGAUCCAACUGACGAUGACGAUGACAAUGAUGAGAGUUAUGAAGAUGAUGAAGAUGAUGAACAUGAUGAUGAAACAGAUGACCUUGAAGAUUAUACAGAUGAUCUUGAACAUGCGCCGGGCAGAACCUGUAGUGAGAGUGGGGACAGUGGAGACAGUGAUUUGUACGACAAUAAGAGUCUUGAAGGUUCUAGCUCAAGUUCCAAAUCACCUGAAGUGGGUCAUCAUUUUGAAGCCAUUCAGAAGUCGUCAUCAAGCUCACCUAAAACUUCAUUGCCUAAACAUGAUAAUGUAAAGGGAAGAGAGACCUCUCCAAAUAAAAGUAAUAGUACAUCAGUGCAGUCUAAGAAGUCUGGUGAACUACAAGAAGAUCUUCUUGCAGAAACAAGUUCAGUAUAUAAGCUGGCUGGUCCGAGUCCAUCCACGUGCAUUAAAAAAUCUACAUCCAUUUCUAAUGCACCAGCUCAUAGUGUCAGGCGUCCCACUGUUUGGGGGCGUACCUCUGCUAGAAAGAAUCUAUCUAUGGAAUCCAUUGAUUAUGCCUUGGAAGAUGAGGCUGAAAUCCAAAGGCUUGAGGAUGCAAAAACAGACUUACAGAAUCGAAUUACAGAAGAGGCUAAAAGGAAUAUAGUUCUACAAGAAAGUUUGGAGAUACGAAAGAAGACAUUGCACAAACGCCGCCUAUCACUUGAGCGAGAUGUGGCAAGACUACAAGAACAAUUACAAAGGGAGAGAGAGUUGAGGAUGGCUUUGGAAUCUGGACUUAAAAUGCCUCGGUGGUUAUCCUCUGUCUCUGCCACUAUUGAUGAAAAGACCAAGGCUGAUCUUAAGGAGGUUGCUCAAGCGGAGGCAGAUGUCAUGAAUUUGAAGCAAAAGUUUGAAGACCUCGAAUUGCAGCUUAAUCAACAACGUGAACAAAACCAUGGUUAUGCGCAUGAAUCAUGCGAUUGGCCCCAACAAAGCUCCAAUAAUCAUGGAAGACAGAGGCAUAAGCAAAAGGAUAUUGAUACUACAGUUAAUCUUCUUGAGAGGUCAACAAGAAAUAAGGUGUCCCAGGAAUUUUAUUCAGAUGGAGCGGACAGUGAGAACGAAUGGAGACAGGAUCUACCCAAUUUCUCAACCAAACAUCCACCUCACAACCAGCAGCUGGAAUCGCUGCGUAGCAGCAGCUCCAAAUUUUCCGGGGCAUCCACUUCAUCUGCUUCAGAGCCAGUGGCAGCCAGGCCACCUACGACAACCAAUUCUAAGAAGUAUGGGACUAAGAAUGAGGGAGCCAACUCCACAACCUCCGCGCUUUCAAAGCUGACAACCCGACUCAACUUCUUGAAAGAAAGACGGACACAAAUAGCAAAUGAGCUCCAAAACAUGGACAAAGGUCGAGGCUCAGGUCGAGGACCAUCUGAACCCCACCAAUCACACUCAAAUAUGGACAAAUGUCAAGGAUUAGAAUGUCCACUUAAUCUAAACUUAGAAAAAGGUAGGGGAAUUGAUGCCAGCCACUCUCUCCAGAACUUGGACAACAGUGUAGAAACAGAAAGCCAGCCGAUCCAAACACAGGAAAAAUUUAGAAAAUCAGACACUCAACCAGUUAAAAACCAGGAGCGAGGAAGAAGACCAGACGGCCCAAAUGUCCAAAGCCUGGAAAGAGGAAGAUCAGAAGGGCAGUCAUUCUGGAAUGUGGAAAGAAGUCGAGGAUCAGAAGGCCAAUCUUACAUUCCUCCAAGGACAAACUCCAGAUGAUGCUAGAUUUCAUAAGAUGAUAUCUCAGCACUUAGCUUAUGCAACAUGCAGCUUAUGGGUUGCUUCAUCAUUGAUGUUCUGCUUCGGCAAAGAUCAGAAACAGGCAGGAAUGCAACCCCUGUAAGGUUGAUUUUUUAUUUGAUUUUAUUUUUUUUUUCUUUAUGUUCAUACACGAGUUUAUAGUCUGGACACAGUAAAAAAAAGGUCCAGGAUGUACAGCCCCAUCACCCCUGAUGUUAGUUUAAUUAUUCAAAAUCCAGUUUGUUAAUUCUUGACUGGUUCAGACACCAUUAGGGCCUUUUCUUGUAAUUAUAAUCCUUUGUAUCGGUAAAUGCAAAAUCUAAUUUCUUUAA
Molecule: messenger RNA, 3578 nt
Organism: Malania oleifera
Lineage: Eukaryota; Viridiplantae; Streptophyta; Magnoliopsida; Santalales; Ximeniaceae
Product: rho GTPase-activating protein REN1
Exons: 24
Coding region: 265-3225 (986 amino acids)
Biological process (GO): signal transduction
Source: RefSeq, a predicted model, not a curated record